ACAGCAAGAUAUAAAUAGCUGGGUUGAGCGGUCACGCCCACGUGUGGGCGUAGAUGAGAAUUAGCUAUUGGUUCACUUGAACUGCAGUAGUCCUGAUUUGUUUGACCAGAAUAUACCAGUCACGAGUCCGAUAGCACGGCAUCAUGUGUGUUGUGUCUGGGCAUAGCAGUUUCACUGUGGCAAGUGUACAUGUACGUUGUGUGUACAUGUAUUCAAGGAAGCAUUUUUUGGGGCCUUAUGUACUUUUCCAGAUGGCUUUGCAUUUGGAGCUAAUGUACAGUAUGUAAAUCAUUUCUGAAGUAAAGUGAACCGCACUCCAUCAUCUGGAGACUUACAGUGCACAUCAUUUCUUGAGGACCUGCUUGGACCUUACAGCAUACAUGUACACCACCCUGCAAGUGAUCAGUCACCCAGCAGUCAUAGGAUACUUCACUCCAUCAUCGCUCGGUUAUCAUGAACUACCAGCCCACACGAUGCGUAAAACAAGUUGGAAAUGCUGGAUUUGAAACCUGCCGUGAGUAGUGUGGCAUGGAACAUUUCAGCAUUGUGAAAACUAAGGAUAAGUUACAUGUACAUGUACACUCUAUGGAAUGGACUGUUCCAUAGUCUACUGUAUUGUCCAAGGAGCAUGUUGCCCACCCUUCUGUUACACCUGCACAUCUUUUGAGUGAUUGGUCUUGGUUGCCUAGUCACAUUCCAUUCUGCUCGGCCCCUGGCAAGAAUUCGGCUACUAAAAUGUGACAAUCCGGUGUCAAAGUUCUUUCUCGCAUCUGGGCUACCUCCAUCAGCUCAGUGAAAUACAUGCACUUCUCAACUUGCGCAGAUGAAAAAUAUGCAAGCAGUUGUUUUACCGUUUCGUGUGGGGAUAUUUACAUACAUCGGCAUAUAUGCUCUGCCUUGAGUGGCUUUUCCAAGCACUGUGACAUUGAACGCUUCACUGGAUAUGCCAGCAGUUAUUUCCGUCUGUUGUUGAGUGGGUACAUGGAUGGAGCCAAUACCGAAUGAUGCCCUUGAAACUGUCUGUUCCACUUAAGUGACUUGAGUUUCCCAUUUUCUGUGGUUAUUACUCUCGAUCCUGAGUUUUGGAAAGAGUCAAGUACCACCUUUCAAAAGUACAUCAGACGUUACAUGUACCAACAUAUUUUUUGUUUACUCGUAAGAAGUGUCUACAGGUCAUCAGUGGUGGAAACAGGCGAGCCGUUCAUAUCAAACAAAGGCAUGCAGGAUGUUUUGAUGUGGAACCAAGCUUGACUCUUUUAAAGCACUUUAAAUGCUGCAUGCAAGCCCAACGGACCCGUUGACUUGUUCUUCACUUUAUCAAGUCAGAAAGUGGACCUGGGUUGUUCCGCUGCGUUCACCUCUUAAAAACCAGCAGUCGUUCAUGGAAGUAUGGCGGAGUUCUAGUUGGCAUCACUGACUCGAACAGAUUUCAUCAUUGCAGUUGGUAAUCUUGCGGAGCCAGUCUUAUGCAUCAUGACAGACAGGUUGAAGGCCCCGGAGAUUGCCAUAAACGGCCUGAAGCAGAACAUGGCGUCUUCGGAGUACGAUGUAAUCAGGUCCCGUUACCAUCUGAAGGAGACCAUUGGAUCGGGUGGUUUUGCCAAAGUCAAGCUGGCCACGCACAUUGCCUCCGGUGAAAAGGUCGCCGUGAAGAUUAUGGACAAGAGGGCACUAGGGGACGACCUGCCUAGAGUCAAGACGGAGAUCAUGGCGAUGAAGGAGCUUGUCCACCAGCACAUUGCCACUCUCUACGAGGUGGUAGAGACCAAACACAAGAUCUUCAUGGUCAUUGAGUACUGCCCCGGUGGUGAGUUGUUUGAUUACAUCGUCGCCAAAGACAGACUGAAGGAGUCGGAGGCCAGGAAAUUCUUCCGGCAGAUCUUGUCGGCAGUGGCGUACAUACACCACAAAGGCUAUGCACACAGGGACCUGAAGCCGGAAAAUCUUCUCCUGGACGAGGACCAGAACCUCAAGCUGAUCGACUUCGGACUGGCCGCCAGACCUAAGGGUGGCAUGGAUCAGCAUCUGGACACGUGCUGUGGGAGUCCGGCCUACGCAGCACCAGAGCUCGUCUCGGGGAAGCAGUACCGCGGAGCAGAGGCUGAUAUUUGGAGCAUGGGCGUGCUCCUCUACGCCCUCCUGUGCGGCUUCCUCCCCUUUGACGAUGACCAUGUGGCCACCCUCUACAAGAAGAUCUUGAAGGGGGAGUACGAGGAACCCCGGUGGCUGUCGGACAGCAGCUGUGACCUGCUGAAGCAGAUGCUGCAAAUUAACCCCAAGAAAAGAAUCACCAUGGAAGAGUUGCUGAGCCAUCACUGGGUAAAAAAGGGGCACAGCGGGACCGUGCACUGGCACUCGAAAUGCGAGAAGAGUAGCCUGAAUACAGAGUGUAUUGCUGAAAUGGCUGAAUACUACGGCAAGACAAAAGACGACAUGAUGACCAUUGUCACACAGUGGCGCUACGACGAAAUCACGGCCGUUUACUUUUUACUCGUGAACAACUUCGUUAGAGGCUGUAAGCUGAAACUACCUCCAAGAAGUAAACCAUUUGGGGACAAGGGUCACAAUGCAAGUUUAUCGACCAAUGACCACCAUCGCCGUCGUCAUGCCCACAACCACCUGCACCCCACCCACCUGGAACCUCCCACCAGCUCUCCCUUUAAAUUCUCCUCCAUGGAGGAGGGACUCGAGAACAUUGAGGCGUACCGAAGCUCCACCCGACACCAGGACCGCCGGCACUCGGCCGACGUGGCCCACGCCCUCCGACAGGCCUCCCACAAUACCGUGCUGCAGGUGGAGGGCACCUUUGUCACGCCCCGCAAUCCCGACCCACCCUCCCCCAGCACGGCCAAGCGCACCGUCCCCGGGAAGGAGAAUGGCCAGCCCAGUGACUUUGACGAUUUCGUCAAGCCCGAGGGGCUGCCCCUGAGAACACCCGUCCGGCACCGCAGCAAGAGCGACGCCCGGGAGAGUGGGCGGAAACGCAGGGAGGGCAAGGUGGCCUCAGAUGUCAAGACACCAGUUGUGCCAACGUUAUCUUUGCCAGUUCCCCAUGUGACGCCGUCAAGGUCGACAGAACAUAAUUUACACUUGCUGCACAUAGACCAUCUGAGUCCUGAUAAGAGAGCGGUGUCCAUGGAGGACUCGUUAGACCUGGACCCCGAGGACAGCGGUCGGUUUCAGCACCGCAAGUCCAGCCUGUCCGGCUCGGCCAAGAAGAUCUUCGGCAGCUUUGAGAAGGGUCUGGACAAGGUGAAGGACUUCCUGACACCCAGGAAGUGGUCCAUCCCGGGCCACGACGAACCCCGUAAAGUCAAGGCAUUGUAUAAUGUUUCUACCACGUCAACCCUACCUCCAGAUCGGGUCUUGGAGAUCAUGUACAACGCAGCUUGCAAAAGCGAAAUCACUGUCUGCAAACAGAAAGGGUACACGCUGCGCUGCAAGAAGCAAGACUUCAAGGGCCGGACCAUCCUGUCCUUCGACAUGGAGAUCUGCCGCCUGCCCAACCUGGACCUGGUGGGCAUCCGACGGCAGAGACUCAAGGGCGACACCUGGGACUUCAAGCGGGUCUCGCAGCAGAUCAUGGACUUGGCCAAACUCUGAGCAGGGACAGCUAGGUCUCGGACUUCACAGACUUUUGAAUUUGGUUCCCACACGAGUUCACCCCACUCUGUCUCCUAAGAUUCCUACAAAGUUAGUACAGCGCACACAUCAAGCUGCAUAUUUUCUUUGCCUCUGGAAAACAACACGUGAAGUUAGCACCUGUUCUGUUGACUGUAAACACCUACUUGCUACACUUUGUACAAAGGGCAGUCCAUUGGAGUAGCGCCCUCUUGUGCUCAACUGUGGUAAUGCUCAGCACUGACUCCUGAGAUAUCAGACAAGCAUGGCAGCAGAUAGUCUGGUCAGCUCCAAGCAAGGCCAUUCCUCCAAUCCAUCCCUUACCAUUUGUGUCUUUGCCUUCUGGCUUGAAAUUGGAGAUUCUUGCGUAAUAUGUAUCUCUUUUCUAACUACGGCAGUGUCGCAGUCAAGUCCAUCACAUGUCCCCGCAAGUCCAUCACAAGUCACCCCCCUCAUAGCCAAGUCAGAGGCUAUUCAAGCAAACUCUGACAGAAACAUUCCUAUAUCAUUGGUCGCCUUGUUCACUUACGACUGGUCCUGUGAAAGGACUUGUGAUGGACUCGUCUUUGACAAUGUAUAGAGUACCCAAGUGAAUACACCACAUGCACAGCAGUGGCGUGGCCAAGGGGGGGGGUCUGGGGGCAUGCCCCCCUCCCCACAAAUUCCCAGUGCCCCUCCCAGGUGGCCCCUCCCCUGAAAAAA
This is a messenger RNA of Acanthaster planci (crown-of-thorns starfish), 4323 nucleotides long. RefSeq names its product maternal embryonic leucine zipper kinase (gene melk). Gene Ontology annotation, cellular component: cytoplasm. The record is from RefSeq and is a predicted model, not a curated record. NCBI's taxonomy places the organism in Eukaryota, Metazoa, Echinodermata, Asteroidea, Valvatida, Acanthasteridae. Gene Ontology annotation, biological process: intracellular signal transduction; protein phosphorylation. Gene Ontology annotation, molecular function: protein serine/threonine kinase activity; ATP binding.